UUUUCCUUUCAUGCUACAUCUGGUGACGGAGUUGCUACUGACCUCAACGGUCUUUCAUGUGAAAUGAGUCAACCGGCUGAAAGACAAUGAACGAGAUUUGUGUGAAUCUAAAGCAUCCAGAAAGGGAAAAUGAUGAACAGUGUGUGCAAGACGACAAGACAGAGCAAGACACAGCGGAAGAAAAACUAAUCAGCGCUAAUGAGCCUUCAUGGAAACCAUGGCCACAAUCCCGCUCACAAAUCAGAGAGUGUGUGCUAAAUGUGAAGAAGCUCCUGGUGUCUCUCGCCAGCAUGGAGUGGUACUGUUAUGCUCUGUUAGGGAUCAUCACAGCACUAAUGAGCUUCUUCAUGGACAUGACUGUGGCGAAGCUGCUAAACGCCCACCAGUGGCUGUACGGCUGUCUGAAGGGUCAUCACCUGCUGCAGUUCCUCUGCUGGACGCUUUACCCAGCCUGCCUUUGUGCUCUAUCCACAAGCUUCGCCCACAGCAUCUGCCCAUACUCUGCAGGCUCUGGUGUUCCUGAAGCGAGGGCUAUUCUCUUAGGAGUGGACAUGCCAGAUUACCUGUCUCUCUCCAAUCUGUUUGCUAAAAUGUUUGGCCUGAUAUGCACACUAGCCGCCGGCAGCACUGUGUUUCUCGGCAAAGUGGGCCCAUUUGUCCAUUUAUCUAUCAUGGUUGGUGCGUUCAUGAACCGUCUGCAUGUCUCCUGUCGUGGCGGAAAGCAGAGAGCAGCUAAAGGAGAAAUGCUGGUUGUGGCAUCAGCGGUGGGAGUUGCGAGCUGUUUUGGGGCUCCGAUAAGCGGCGUUCUCUUCAGUAUCGAGGUGAUGGGGACUCAUUAUUCAGUCAGAGAUUAUUGUCCCUGCUUCUUCGCAGCGGCGUGCGGCGCCAUCACCUUCAGGCUGCUUUCUGUCUGUAUUGGAGAUCAAGACACAAUCCAGGCCCUGUUUAAGACCAGCUUUUCUACUGAUCUGCCUUUUCAGCCUUUUGAAAUAUUAAUUUUUGCUCUGCUUGGGCUGUUUUGCAGUAUUCUCAGCUGUAUUUACUUAUUCUGUCAUCGCUGGGCUCUGCGUUUUGUCAAAACAAACAAACCCAUCAGCGGAUUUUUGGCAACAGAAAAGUCACUUUAUUCAGCCAUAGUGGCAUUUCUUCUAGCCUGCUUUACGUUUUAUCACUCGGCGGGACAUUUCAUAGCAUCCGAGCUCACAAUGAGGCAGCUGCUUACUUCAAUGCUAGACGGCACUUCCUGGUAUAGCAUUUCCCAGAAUGCAUCUGCACUGCCUGAGCCACAAAACACAUUCUGGCAGGCCUGGAAUCCACCAGGCAGAAGUUACUUCCAAACGCUGGCAUUUUUCAUUAUCGCCAAGGUCGGGCUGCUGGUCGUGGCUUGUACUUUACCUUUACCUGCUGGUUAUUUCAUGCCAGUUUUUGUUUAUGGUGCAGCAGUGGGUCGUUUUAUCGGCGAGGGAUCUUUCUAUCUGCUCUCAGGUGGAAUCUCAUCAGGGAAGAGCAUGAUAAACCCAGGCGGCUACGCUUUAGCAGGAGCAGCUGCUUUCUCCGGGGCCGUGACACACACACUGUCUCCUGCCCUGUUGGCGGUGGAGAUGACCGGUCAGUGUUCCUACGCUGUUCCCGCUCUGGUGGCGACGCUGGUGUCCAAUGCCGUGGCUCGGGCUAAACACAGGCCGUCUUUCUAUGAUGGCAUAUCGCUUAUUAAACGGCUGCCGCACCUGCCGUCUCUCAUCCGCGCAUGUCCGAAGUUGGCCGAUGUUCAGAUCAAGCAGUUUGUGAUCCCAGCAGGAGCUGUUCUGGAAAGGAGCGAGACACUGAUAAGUGUUCAGCACAUCCUAAAGGACAGCACAGACUCUGAACUACCUGUGGUGGAGUCACGCGACUCCUCUGUUCUCCUGGGCACAAUCAACAGAUCGCAGCUGCGUGAGUGUCUGCUUGAGCACAGAAAUGAGGAUUCAUGUAAACAGCUUGAAGAAGUGUGUUGUGUUCAGCCUGUGCGUCUUCAUCUGACUCCUGACAGCACAGUAAAGCAGGCUCAUUGCAUCAUGAGCGUCACGGGUGAGCAGCGUCUGUUUAUAACAGAGAGUGGGCGACUGUGUGGCGUCAUCACAUGGAAAGAGAUGAAGAAAGUAAUUGAAGAGAUGGCAAAGGAGGUCUGAUGCAUAAAGGGUGCAUCAAUUUGCGCUUGUCAUUUUGAUCUACUCAUGAUUUUACUUGGAUCAUUAUGUGAAGGUCAGUCAGUGAAUAAUUAUUCAUAAUGAAAUGAUAAAGAAAUAAUUGCUUUUUCAUUUGAUAAUAGGUAAGAGAAAGUCGUUUGAAGGACAUGUAUUUGUCUUUUUAAAAAGAAAUAUAGCAAAAACACAACCAGAACACAAUUCCUGAACAGUUGUUAACUGAAAAAAUAUCUAACAUUUUGAAACAGCCAGAAUUUAAAAUCAGAAUUGUGAAUGGUUAUGUCAAUUGUCCAUGACAUGCCCUCAUAAUCAUUUUUUCACACAUAUGUGCUAUUUAACAAACUUAAUGUGCAUUUCAAAUUGCAUACUUGUGCACUAUUUUACACCAUUUUGUAGUAUAAAUAGUAAGUAGUGCAUUCAUUCUGAAAAUUCUAGAAACAAUAAGUGCACUUUAAAUACCAGGAUGUGAUAAUACUUAUUCAACCAAUAAAAGAAGUGUGUAAUGUUGAACACUUCAUGCACUCAACAGUUGCAGCUUUGCUCACGUAGAAACUACAUCAGGUGCUGUGGUUUGUAUUGCUUUAUUUAUUUUGAAAUUGUGAAAAAUUUUCCAACAUAGAUGUUUAUGUGCCUCCUGAUGGUGAAUGUGGUUGUACUUUUUGAUAGAUUGAUCUUUUAUUUUAUUAAUUUGGCAAAAGGUAAACGUUAACGGGGAGACAGUUUGAAUUUCUGUUUAGUAAAAAAUUAUAGUGUGCCGUUUGAGAUGACACUAAACAUACAUUACACAGUUUAUGUAUAAGUGCGUAAAGUAUAAUGUGUCAUUUGGGACAUAACUGUAGUUUUUAUUAUCUUGUUUUACGAUAUUAUUCUGUUUUCUGUGUUCCAUUUGUUUUCAUAGUUACUGAUGAUGUAGCACACCUGUUUCUAGUUUUUAUCUCAUCUGCCAGCCUAUUCAGUUCUCUCUGUUUGUUCAGUACUUUCUCUAAUGUUAUUUUGCUGAUGUAUUGGUUUUCUUGUGGAUUAUUCUCUUUUUUCAAAUUAAAAUAAAGCUUAAAGCUGCAUUUGGAUCA
This is a messenger RNA of Danio aesculapii, 3253 nucleotides long. RefSeq names its product chloride channel K (gene clcnk). Gene Ontology annotation, cellular component: membrane. The transcript is spliced from 20 exons. The record is from RefSeq and is a predicted model, not a curated record. Gene Ontology annotation, biological process: chloride transport; transmembrane transport. Gene Ontology annotation, molecular function: voltage-gated chloride channel activity. Bases 87 to 2168 code for a protein of 693 amino acids. Lineage: Eukaryota; Metazoa; Chordata; Actinopteri; Cypriniformes; Danionidae.